Molecule: messenger RNA, 1506 nt
Organism: Salvelinus fontinalis (brook trout)
Lineage: Eukaryota; Metazoa; Chordata; Actinopteri; Salmoniformes; Salmonidae
Gene: gpd1l
Product: glycerol-3-phosphate dehydrogenase 1 like
Exons: 8
Coding region: 300-1355 (351 amino acids)
Biological process (GO): carbohydrate metabolic process; glycerol-3-phosphate catabolic process
Cellular component (GO): glycerol-3-phosphate dehydrogenase (FAD) complex; cytosol
Molecular function (GO): glycerol-3-phosphate dehydrogenase [NAD(P)+] activity; NAD binding; protein homodimerization activity
Source: RefSeq, a predicted model, not a curated record
UGAACAUUGCAAACAACUGUCUUGCAAUUUAUCAGCGGACAGACAUCUGAAAUAUGCUAAUCAACUUCUAUCUGCUAAUUGUAACAAACAUAAAAAACUCGAAAUCCCAGAAUCCUCCAGUGCGGCAUCUCCUUGGUGAUGUCAUUUACAGUAGUCCAGUCUGUAGUAGCCUAGCGGCGCUCUCCUGUCUCCUCUCCAUAAAUCCACUCCCCAUAUCAUCUGUCACUAGUUACCUAUAUCUUCGAAAUCAAUACAUUUUUAACGGUUUCUUCUCCAGAAGCGUAUAGGAAACAUCUCCAAUGGCGUCGCCUCUGAAAGUAUGCAUUGUCGGCUCUGGAAACUGGGGUUCAGCCAUUGCCAGGAUAAUCGGCAGUAAUGCUCAGACCCUGCAGCGUUUCGCCACCACAGUCAAGAUGUGGGUGUUUGAGGAGAAGGUGAACGGCAGGAAUCUCACAGACAUCAUCAACACAGACCAUGAGAAUGUCAAGUACCUGCCUGGAUACAAACUGCCUGACAACGUGGUGGCUGUACCUCAGCUCCAGGAUGCUGCUGAGGGGGCUGACCUCCUAGUGUUUGUGGUUCCUCACCAGUUCAUCAGGAAGCUGUGUGAUGAGAUGGUGGGAUGUGUCUCCUCCCAGGCCAGGGGAAUCACACUCAUUAAGGGAAUAGACGAGGGUCCGGAGGGCCUGAAGCUCAUCUCGGACAUAAUCAGGGAGAAGAUGGCUAUCGACGUCAGUGUUCUAAUGGGAGCUAACAUCGCCAACGAGGUGGCAGCAGAGAAGUUCUGUGAGACCACCAUCGGCAGUAAGAUCAUGGAGAACGGCCUGCUCUUCAAGGAGCUCCUGCAGACUCCUAACUUCAGGAUCACAGUGGUGGACGAUGCAGACACUGUGGAGCUCUGUGGAGCCCUGAAGAACAUCGUAGCGGUUGGAGCAGGGUUCUGUGAUGGGCUGAGGUGUGGGGACAACACCAAGGCAGCGGUAAUCAGACUGGGACUGAUGGAGAUGAUAGCCUUCGCCAAGCUCUUCAGUAAAGAUGGCGUUGUCUCCUCUGCAACCUUCCUGGAGAGCUGCGGCGUGGCUGACCUCAUCACGACCUGCUAUGGAGGACGCAACCGACGCGUGGCCGAGGCCUUCGCCAAGACAGGAAAGACUAUUGAGGUCCUGGAGCAGGAGAUGUUGAAUGGACAGAAGCUCCAGGGUCCUGCUACCUCAGCUGAAGUCUACCACAUCCUCAAACAGAAGGGACUGGUGGAGAAGUUCCCUCUGUUUGUGGCAGUGUAUCAGAUCUGUUUCGAGGGCAAGCCGGUACAGGAAAUGAUCUCCUGUCUACAGAGUCACCCAGAGCACCUGUGAGUGCAGCUAGCUAGGUAUGCUAGGCUAACCUCAGAUAGCAGAGCUCCAUCUCUCCUCUCCAGCUGCUCUCCUCUGACCUCUAUCUAUAGAGAAGCUGUUCUUUCAAACAAGGGCCAACCCUUCCCUCCCCUCCCCUUCCCCCCUCCCUUCC